AGCGAGUGAGCGUGUGGACACCUCUAGCAACCAAACGAGGACAAGCAAACUAUAAGGUUUCGUCGGGUGGUAAAGAAGAUCACUUGACCGCUUUAUAUCCGGUUUCCGUCUUUUCCCAGUCGCCUUUUUCGCGUUACUUUCUUCCUACGCGUUUCAGUUUUGCUUAUAUUGAAAAUUGACAACACAUCGGUAUGAUGAGGAUUCACAUUUAUCUUGCGUUACACCCGAGUUGCUUUGCACGGUAGCGGAAAGGGGCGGAAGCCUCGCGGGGUCGUGUUACCCCGCGCCUUGCUUUUUUCAGGAGGAAUGGGGUGGCAAAGCGGGGGUGGGUGUUGAAAUGCCAACUUUGUGGAAACGGAUCGUGUUCUCCUUCGGUUCUAUACUCAGCAUUGGUUCUGUGGUGCUUCUCGUUGUGGCGCUCUCCACCGAGCGCUGGAUUACCGGAACCACCCUGUGUCAGACUGGAGUGGAUUUGGUGAACGCGUCUAACCCGGAGCUCGAGCAGUUCACGGGACAUAUUUACUACGGGCUCUUUCAGGGCGGGAAAACGCGGAGGUGUGGACUCGGUAUUCGCCGCUCCAAAAUAUACUUGUUCCCAAACCUCGUUAAAAAAAUCAAUGGUGGGCUUCACAUGGUCAUACUCUUCUUCAUUUUCAUCGCUAUUGGCUUUGCUUUGGUCAGUUUAGCAUUCUGUAUAUAUAAUGCCAGGAAAGUUCCUUAUCAAUCUAUGAAAGGACCAUUGGGCCUCUACCUCUGGAAUUUCAUUGCAGCUCUGUUCAGCGCAAUGGGUUUGGCAUGUUUCCUCGCAGCAGUUCAGUGCCAUGAUCUUACAGAGCGUGUUGCUAACCACAAAGAAAGCCUAUUUCGCCUUGUGAUUCUUGAAGAGAGUCUCGGCUUUUCCUUCUGGUUGUGUGUUUCCAGCGCUGUUACACAUUGUGCUAACAUUCUUGUAGUAGCCUCCAGCAAAAUCCACCUGCCUAAAAUACAGACUAAGAAACCAGAAGAACCCACAGCGACAGGAGACGAUUUCCUCUACUGAGGAACAGAGACAAGCUAAACUGUCUGACUGUUGAGGUCAUUGAGUGAACUCUGUGAGGAAGCCAAACAGAAUGUUCAUGCACUGAUGUCUGUUGGAUGGUUGAUGUAGGAUGAUAGGGCUGUGACCAUGAGGGUUUCUUAAAGACCACUAUGUGGCAAAUAAGCAAACAAUCCACACAGAUUUCCAGGGCUUCCAAACCAAAAUGUGAAGUUGUAUACUGUAUAUAUUUUUUAAGUUCAAUAUUAAUGUUGUCUAAAGUAUAAUUUUAGAGUAUGAGUUUUAAACAUGAAACAUUUACUGUAUAUAUGAAAUAUUUUGAUCUUGAGCCAUUUGAAACCAGCAUAUAAAAACAUGAUACUAAUUAUAAAAUAGAAUAUUAAAGAAACAUUCAUAAUUUUACUUUACUUUGAUUUCACUUUGCUGUGACUGGACUGAACAGGUCAAGUGUAUUUUUAUGCAAGUAGAAUAUAAAGGUUGCAUUGGUAAUUUAAAAGUCUUUUACACUGUUUUACAAUGUAGUCAUUUUAUAUACUGCUUUAGUUUGUCAGUUUGGAAAUAUACAUUUUUAGUCAUAAUGGACUAACUUCAAAGAGUAGAUCCAUUACAUAAAAAAUUGAGAAGCUAA
Molecule: messenger RNA, 1664 nt
Organism: Triplophysa dalaica
Lineage: Eukaryota; Metazoa; Chordata; Actinopteri; Cypriniformes; Nemacheilidae
Gene: clrn2
Product: clarin 2
Exons: 3
Coding region: 338-1039 (233 amino acids)
Source: RefSeq, a predicted model, not a curated record